GAUUUGACAGUUGUAGGUCUCUCGCCGACCGUACAGUAGACUUCCUUAGUGGGGCAGGGACCAUGGCGGCGGCUGCUGCCUGCGGCCAACACUGCGCCGGGAUAACGCCCGCUGUUACCGGCAAAAAAACGCACACUAACAGGGAACAUAGUCGGAGGAACCGGGAGAACUCUCGCAGGAGACAAGCGGCUCUUUUGUUCCUCAGUAACAUCUCCCUGGACGGGCGGCCAGUUCAGAGUAAUGCAGCCGAGAAUUCGGGAAGCCACCGCCACAUAGAAACGGACUUGGAGGGAGCGGACACCAGCUCUGCGGUGGUGGCUGCGGUCGGUUUGUGUCCGGAGCUGUGUAGUAAUAACAACCACGGUCCAAUGUGUUUGUCUGCGUCCACGAGCUGCGGGAACGCAAACCUCCCCUCAGCAUCGAAGACAGGGCUCCUUAACGUACCUCCUAUCCUCGUCUUGCCGUCCGAGCCCGGGCUUAACGAUGAGGGCAGCGCGGACGUAGUGCUGGGGUGCCGCAGAGGCUCCUUCCCUUCACCGGGCAACAGCCACCUGCUCUCACCGUCCCCGUCCAACAUCAGCCUGCUUCCGUCGCCGCUCGGACCGCGGAAGUCUUCCACUCUGCUCUCAGUUCAUAGCUGUAACUCGGUGUCCUCGGAGCCCAGACAUAGGACACGCAAUCUCUCUGGUGGUUCUCCCAGACCUCGACACACCAAGAAGAUUCACUUCAUUAAAAACAUGAAACAGUAUGACACAAGAGGCAGCAGAAUCGUGCUGAUCUGUGCUAAGAGGUCUCUAUGUGCUGCCUUCUCUGUCCUUCCCUAUGGAGAAAGCUUCUACCUCAGUGACCCUACAUUAAACCACCCAAGGAGAAGACACUCGUCAGGAAACAUCUCCACCCUAGAGAUGCUGCCGGGGCUGGAGGGUUUCCACCUAGACACCUAUGGCAGGUCGGUCUCGUAUGCCCAGUACCUCUACCCCACAAACGCUCUGGUGAGGCAGAAGCCAUCAUCAGCCAGUGACCUGACACUGCAGAUCCCUGUGUCCAGGAGCGCACACAGCAUGCCAGGCAGGGGUUUUCCCCCGAGCAGGCUGAACAGCACUGUGGGCUUAGACCUAGGACUGGAUGAUGUGACUGACUACGACCCUAACCUCCUCAGUGACCACCAGUGGCCUUGUGGAAAACACAAGCGGGUGCUGAUCUUUGCCUCCUACAUGACCACAGUUAUAGAAUAUGUCAAACCAUCUGACCUGAAGAAAGACAUGAACGAGACCUUUAAGGAGAAGUUCCCUCACAUUAAGCUCACGCUCAGCAAAAUACGCAGUCUGAAGAGAGAGAUGAGAGUCAUUGGGGAAGACUGUGGCAUGCAGCCCGUCACCAUCGCAAUGGCAUUUGUCUACUUUGAGAAGCUGGUGCUGCAGGGACGACUGAACAAACAGAACAGGAAGCUGGUGUCAGCUGCUUGCAUCCUAUUGGCUGCUAAGAUCAGCAGUGACCUCAAGAAACAGGAGGUCAAACACCUCAUUGACAAGCUGGAGGAGCGUUUCAGGAUCAGCAGGAGGGAGCUGAUCACAUUUGAGUUCACCAUCCUGGUCGCCCUGGAGAUGGCGCUGUACUUCCCAGAAAGUAAAGUCAUGCCACAUUACAGAAGACUGGUGCAGCAGCAGCAGUUAUAACAGCAUCUGGCUCCACAGCAGAGCAGCAUGCUGAUCCCUGCCUCUAGGGACUCCAAGCACCUUUCAGCUCCACGACGUGACGGACCACUUGUCAUGAUGUCUGGCUCAAAGGCUCAGAGGUACUGAGGGAAUCACCUUCCCCCGAUGCUCACAUUGCAGACACCAAAGUUCAGCCACACUGUGAUGGUAGCAGGCCUGGUAAAGCCUGGCUCAGUAGUUUAGAGUGCAACAGCACUUUCUUUCCUCCUCCUAACACUGUGAUCAUGGUUUCAGCAACACCGUGAUAAUCACCAGAUGUUAAAAUCAUCAGAAACUUAAAGAAAAGUACGAUAUUUUUUUUUUUUUUUUGCCAGAUUUUGACUGCCAUCAUUUUUAUAAAAAGAGCAUUAAGAUGAGGUCACAGUAUGGGAAUGAUUAAAAGAAGCAAAACUACUUGACUGUAAGACAGCCUUGAAACAUUUAAGCCUGUCUGAGAUGCUCUAACCAAACCAGCUCUGCUGCAUCAGCCUGUUCGGACAAAUGUUCCACAUGCUUCGCAGUCACAUGGUUAUAAAACUAAACGUUACUGCCAAGGACAAAACAAGUCAAGAUCAAAUUGUACUGCAACAUUUUCAGUGUUGCAAUAGCAUUUAGUUGUUAAAAAAAAAGCAAACAGAGGCCUGAUUCUGUGAAGAAACAAACCUGUACUGUUCAGAGGAAACACAGAGUUGACAACUCUGCGGUGACGGCAGUCUGAUCAGAAGUGACCAUAUCGUUUCAGAAUCACAAUCAACUGCUGUGCUGAGUCACUGAACACGAGCAUGACUUGUGUGCACUCGACAAUCAUUGCAUCUCAAAUCAACAGAGUGGUGAGUGUUUUUAGCGUGUGUAGCAGUUCUGUAGCACACAUUCCUAAAGUGAGGGACAGAAGAUUUUGUCUCGUUGUUACUGAGUUUCAGGCCGUGAAAGGAAAUUGUUCCAGCACUGUAUGUUCUUCGUCCCCGAUGUCAUUGUAUUUUCCUUAUCACUACACUUUCCCGUUUUCAAAGUUUCUCUUCUUGCUUUUGAACUCCCUCUCAUUUGCUUCAUGGUUGGUUGUGUCUUCUCUCAUUGUAUCAUAAUUUAUGAAAUUUAAUUGAACAAGUU
Messenger RNA from Solea solea (common sole), 2801 nucleotides. RefSeq names its product Cdk5 and Abl enzyme substrate 2b (gene cables2b). Gene Ontology annotation, biological process: regulation of cell cycle. The record is from RefSeq and is a predicted model, not a curated record. The transcript has 10 exons. Bases 63 to 1676 code for a protein of 537 amino acids. NCBI's taxonomy places the organism in Eukaryota, Metazoa, Chordata, Actinopteri, Pleuronectiformes, Soleidae.